UCUGAAGUCAGGUCCCCAGGCAGCACUUCCUGUUGGAGGGAUGAGAGGGAGUGAUCGUCCCAGCACAGCCCUCAGUCUGACUCAGAGAUGGGACCUUCAGUUUCUCUCCCAGGGAGCUCGGUGGUGGCGACGCUGUAACUUCAUCCUCAAGCAAAGUGAGACCGGCCUCGGCGCGGUGCGGCAGUGGACGGUGUUGAGGGGCGAUGCUGUCGGGUGUUUGAACCCCCCUCAAGAUGGAGCCGGUGAAACGAGACAUGGAGCUGCUCAGCAACAGCAUGGCCACCUACGCUCACAUCAAAGCGAACCCAGAGAGCUUCGCGCUCUACUUCAUGAUGGGCGUCUGCUUCGGCCUGCUGAUGGCGCUCUGCCUCCUGGUGGCCAGCAUCACCUGCAGGGCCCGCCGGCCCCGCGGGGCGCCGCCGUCCCCGGAGAGGAGGCAGCUGAAGGAGUCCAGCGAGGAGGACGAGGACGAGGACGAGGACGAGGAGGACGAAGAGGAGGCGGCAGCGGUGGUGGAGUGGCGCCCUCCGGCGGACGGAACCCUGCGGAGCGUCAACGUGUUCUCCUCCGCCGAAGAGCUGGAGAAGGCACGGCGGCUGGAGGAGCGCGAGCGCAUCGUCAGGGAGAUCUGGAGGAACGGGCAACCGGACGUCCUGUUCACCGGAACCGGAACCAUCGGACGAGGAACCGUCGGACCGGGAACCCUGGAGCGAGGCCAGCGCCACUGAGGCCGGCUCACGAGCCACGGCUCCCGGAAGCUAGCGGCUGCAGUACCGCCGGGCGUCUGACGGGGGCAAUGCUGAGGGUUCCUCCAGCGGCGUGUGACGCCAACUCUUCUUCUUGAGUCUUAAAUGAGCGCGGCGCCCUCUGGUGGACGUAGGAAGAGAGAACCUGCUCCUGGUUUCCCCCUUUGCGUAAAAGACUGGUUUUUGUGUUUCACUCAGCUUUUGAGUGAAAUUCCUCACAGCUUCUGACAUUUGUUUUCCAAAUAGAAAUACGUUAAAGGAACAUGUUUUUUUUCUCAUUCAGUGAGAUGCCACUGAGAACAUGUCGACGGUGACUCAGAGUAACAGAGAGAACAGACUUCCUGUUUCUGUAGUCACUGACAUGUAGUUUCAAUUACUUCAGCAUUUUUUACUUGUUUCGCCAUUUUAAUUUUUUUUUUUACAGUCGUUAUCUUAACUUUUUUUUUUUCUGAAAAAAGAAUGUUUGCAGCCUUUUUCGUUGCUUGAGCUGCUUCUUUGGCUGUUUUGACUCUUAAAGGCGUUUUGCUCAAUCUUCUGUUUCUAGCAGUGUCCAGGUUUUCACCUUCAUCCUAGGGUUUCAGUUAUUUUACCUCUAAAGCCAAGAGGCCAGAGUCCGUUUGUCAGAAUGACAUUUAUAUGUCAAUAAAUCAUUUAGAGAAAGCUUCAGGGAGCAGAACCCGACCCCGGCCUGAUACUGAUGGAUGGAAUUGAUGGGUAGGGAGUCGUAGCGAGGCGGGCGGAGGUUAUAGAUCCAGUCAUCUGACCCCCUCUAAACUAUCACUCCUCUGAAGUACUUCUGAUAUCCUAAUAAGAAUUUGUUUUGAAUAAGACGGUUUGAGGUCUGCUCCUGGAGAUAAUCACUUCUAAUCUAACGCUGCCCCCGAUGGCUCCCGGCGGAACUGCAGCGUUUGGUCUGGAAGCGUUCUGUUCAUCUGAAGACGUAAAGACGACGAAGUCGUCCAGACUAACUUCUUAAAAACAUUUUUUUGGGGAUGAUGAAGCCACGAAUCUGAGAUUGAAAAGGAGUGACUUCUCCAAAACGUCAAAAUGAAUCAAAACCUUCUGUCAAAGGAAUAAAAUUCAAUGUAAUUUCCAUUUAUUCUCCUACUAACAGGAGUCUCGACUCAGUCGGUCCAUCGGUGAUCAAUAUGUUCGGUCUGAUCAGUGUCUCACGUUGCAUUUCUUCCCUUCAUCUUUUCUCAUCUAUUUAUUGACUUUUGGACUCUUGGGGCUUCCAUCCUGUUUCAAUGCUUGUGGAUAUUUGUCUUUACUAACUGCUGGAAUGUGAAGAAUUAAACCACUGUGGUUUUUAAGCUGUAUUUCCAGUCAUUGUCACGGCGGUGCGCUGGUCUGGACAGCGUGGAGGAACCCAGGUUUGAGUCCUGGUUCUGGUAUAAAGGG
Molecule: messenger RNA, 2147 nt
Organism: Salarias fasciatus (jewelled blenny)
Lineage: Eukaryota; Metazoa; Chordata; Actinopteri; Blenniiformes; Blenniidae
Gene: eva1bb
Product: eva-1 homolog Bb (C. elegans)
Exons: 3
Coding region: 234-728 (164 amino acids)
Source: RefSeq, a predicted model, not a curated record